GGGGCUGUGGCGAUGGGCAGAGAGAAAUAUAGACAUGUUACAGUCACAAUGUCAAAAGAGUUAGUUGCACACAUUUGUCCUGCGAGUGUCGGCGAGUGCUGUUCCAGCGGUUCUUUAAUCCUGUAUGUAAAUGACAGCCAAUAGAUGCUGUUGUUGAGUUGGGCUGGGAUUAGCGGAGGCGAAUGACUUUCAAUUUUACUGGAUUACAGAACAAAGAAAGGGGAAAGGGGACACACUCCUCUGUUAAAGAAAACAGAAAGAAAACGGGGCAAAUUGAUCAUAUAAAUCACGUCGAUUCCAUUCCAGCAGACUACAAACCAUUCGAGAUUAUGACAUUUAAGAAAGUCGCUAUCGCCUUUCUUUAGAUGGGAAUUCAGCUCUCACUACUGUUGGAUUAAACGGAGAAUAAACCUAUUCCGGGAUUGACAGCAUAAGGUAAUUAAACACGGGGAAAUUGAAGAAUGGCACAGAUAAGGAAGCUGGGCUGUGAUGGGAUGAGGACAAACGCUCGACCAGAGCUCAAAGUUCCCCAAGUGUCAGCCAGACAAGAGAUCCUCACCAGCCUAGUGUCUGCCCUGGACUCUGUGUGCUCUGCCAUGUCUAAACUGAAUGCUGAGGUGGCCUGUGUCACUGUGCAUGAAGACAGCGUGAUCGCUGUGGGAACAGAGAAGGGAAGAAUCUUCCUAAACUCCAGAAAGGAAAUACAGACAGACUUUCACAAGUUCUGCAGAGUAACAGAUUUAUUUUCCACAGAAGUGUCCUGUCUGCAAGCAUUGACCUCCAUGAACUCCCACGCCAAAGUUCCUGAAGUGGACUGCAGCAGGACCGGCAAAGACUGCGGGCAGCCGGGCAGACAGAGAGCCUUAACAGACACUCAUUCCAACAUCUUCGUCCUGAGGAAGAUGGUGGAGGAGGUGUUCAGUGUGCUUUAUAGUGAGGCUGUUGGGAAAAGCAGCCUGGUCCCUGUGCCUUAUGACUGGAUUCUCAAGGAUCCCAGCUCAGUGGUUGUCUACGGCCUGCCUGAUGGUGUAACUCUGAGAAAGCCUUCGGAAUACGACACCAAGACCUUAAUGAAGAUCUUAGAACAGAGCAACCGCAUCCGCUUCAUAGUCAAAAGUAGAACACCAGAGGAACCCUCUCGGGAUGCCAAAUCCUGUCCGGAAGUCAACCAUCACUCUUCGACCUCAAAGAGUGUAAGCAACCACGCCUCUGUCAAACCCUCCGUGCAGGAAGCGUCUGCUAGCAACUCCAUGCUCUCCAGCUUCCUGUAUGGCAUGCCCAUGUCCUCCCAGCCCCACCCAGACAGCAAGCUGGACCUGAAGCCCACAUCACUGCACAGCAUAGGUAAAGAGCGGCUGGGCAUGUGGGCGUCCGCUGAAGAGAAAGCGGUUCAGGCCAAGGAAUGUGCUGACAAUGGCGAACGAAUAGGGCUGGCAGCGGAUCUUACCCAGAGCCCUCCCAGCAUCCAUGUCUCCAAGCGCCUUCUGUUCUCCAUAGUGCAUGAAAAAUCAGAAAAAUGGGAUUCAUUCAUCAGGGAGACUGAGGAUAUCAACACCCUUCGAGAAUGUGUUCAGAUCCUCUUCAACAGUAGAUAUGCUGAAGCAUUAGGCCUGGAUCACAUGGUUCCCGUGCCGUACCGGAAAAUCGCCUGUGAUCCUGAGGCAGUAGAGAUCAUUGGAAUUCCAGACAAGAUUCCCUUCAAGAGACCAUGCACUUACGGUGUGCCUAAACUCAAACGGAUCCUGGAAGAAAGGCACGCUGUCCGCUUUGUUGUCAAAAGAAUGUUUGAUGAGCGGAUUUUUACCGCUGCUGGUAAAAUAGCUAAGGAGGAGGGCAAACAGGAUGGUGCCGCUCCUGAGGACGGAUUCCCUGAUGGGCUCAGGGUGCCAAGCUCUUCUCUAGAGCUGGUCAGCAACACUCACAGUAGCAGAUCAACAAGCUCCUGUGUCAGUCCCUUGGCUGAGUGUGAAGCAGGGCCAUCUGGGGACUGUCUGCCUUUGAAAAAGAUCAAAACCGAACCCCCAGAUGGUGAAAUUAUCCAGGUGACAGUGCCAGAGUCCAGUGCUUCUACAGAAGAGCCGAGUGAGCCUCAGGCGGAGCGGGUGACCCCUGACCUCUGUCUUCCCAAGGAGCCUGUAGCAGAAGAUUUAACGCCGAAGUCUACAACACAAGGGCUCAAGAGAGCUGUUGAAGAAGACAUCGGAGAGAUGAUCCUUCAGCUGCGAAAGCAAGUCGAGAGCCUGUUCAGCUCCAAGUACAGUGAGGCUCUUGGUCUGCCAGAACCGGCUAAAGUGCCAUAUUCCAAGUUCCAGAUGUAUCCAGAUGACCUGUAUGUCACAGGGCUACCAGAAGGGAUGACUUUUCGAAGACCAAACUGUUUUGGAGCAGCAAAACUCCGGAAGAUUCUUGCCGCCAGUAGUCAGAUUACAUUUGUUUUAAAGAGGCCAGAAUUGUUGACAGAACAGGUUAAACAUGAAGGUGUCUCUAAAACAACCUCUGAUUCAGCAGAAACUGACUCCAAAGAUCAAUCAGAUGACCCUGGACCUGCCUCCAAAAGACCAGGGUUUUCAGACAGUUUAGAGGCCAAGCUCUCCCGUAUCGACUUGGCGAACACUCUGCGAGAGCAGGUCCAAGACCUGUUCAACAGGAAAUACGGCGAGGCACUGGGCAUUAAGUAUCCUGUGCAAGUGCCUUACAAGAGGAUCAAGAGUAACCCUGGCUCAGUGAUUAUUGAGGGCUUGCCCCCUGGCAUCCCCUUCAGAAAACCCUGUACCUUCGGCUCACAGAAUCUAGAGAGGAUAUUAGCGGUGGCAGACAAGAUCUCUUUCAGCAUUACAAGGCCUUUCCAAGGGCUUAUUCCCAAGCCAGCACCACGAAGAAUAACCAUACUGAAGAAAGGUUACACCCCAAUAAGUGAAGAAGACGAGGUCAACCGGAUGGGAGAAAAAGUGAUAUUAAGGGAACAAGUUAAAGAGCUGUUCAAUAAGAAAUAUGGUGAAGCUUUGGGUCUGGACCGCUCGGUCAUUGUUCCAUACAAGUUAAUCCGUGCCAAUCCAGGCUCACUGGAAGUGUGUGGACUUCCGGAUGAUAUUCCCUUCAGGAAUCCUAAUACUUACGACAUAGUUCGGUUGGAAAAAAUCCUGCAGGCCCAAGAUGAAAUUACUUUCAAUAUCAAAACCCCUCUACAGCCUUUUACAGAGUUAUGCACUCAAUCUUGUAAUAAAGAAGGUAAAGAAGCGUCUACGAAUCGACGCAAACGUAAACGAGUACUUGACAGCAGUCAAGCAUCCAUGCCCACUGGAGCAGACUCAACACUAUCAACCAAUCAGAUACCUGUCAUGCAAUGGCCCAUGUACAUGGUGGACUAUAGCGGAGUGAAUGUUCAAGUUCCUGGAAAAGUCAAAUAUUAAUGAACUUUCUGAUGCCGUACAAAAGACUUCUACCUUUUAAGGGAACUUUUUUUAAACCUGACGUUUCUGAAUGCUAAAUUCAGCUUUCUUCAGAGCUGUGGCAGAUCCUGCGGCUCGCACGUGGAGAUGCCUGUGUGUUCUGGCAGGUAUCAGAGUGUGAACUGUUGGAUGCAGUUGUUUCUGAAUGAAGUGCUUAUGAUGGAAAAACAGCAGUAAAUCAAUCUGCCAGUGCUUUAUUACUUCGAGGAAUAGUACUCACCCUCAUGUCAGUCCAAAACGAAUGCUUUUGAUUUUUUUGUAAAAUGCAAAAAUAGAAAUCAUGGAAAAGGUUUGUUCUGUGUGAAGAUUUGUCAAAAACUGAUAUUUAAAGCAAUGUCAUCCAAAAAUGUAAAUCUGCUGAAAAUUUACUCACCCUCAGGCCACCCAAGAUGUAGAUGGGUUUAUUUCUUCAUCAAAACAAAUUUGGAUAAAUUUAGCAUCGCAUAAUGCUCACCAGUGGAUCCUCUGCAGUGAAUGGGUGCCGUCAUAAUGAGAGUCUAAACAGCUGAUAAAAACACAGAAUAAUGUGGUAAUAAUGAUGAUUUUUUUUUUUUUUUUUGCAAACACUCAGAUUUUCACUUCACAGCACAUUAUUUGAUAGACUGGAGUCAUGUUGAUUACUUGUGGAUUAUUGUGAUGUUUUCAUCAGCUGUCUGGAUUUUCAAUCUGACGACACCCAUUCACAGCAGAGCAUCCACUGGUGAGCAAGUGAUGCUAAAUUUAUCCAAAUCUGUUCAGAUGAAGAAAUGACUCGAGGUUGAGUGCAUUUUCCUGGAAGAGUAACAGCAUACAGGCUUGGAGCGACAUGAGGAGGAGUGAAUAAGGACAGAACUAUUCCUUCAAGAGAUUGUUUGUAAAAGGAGUAGCCGUUAUUUGCAUAUCAGAAGAACUAUAUUGCUUUGCCACCAGGAUUUGUUUUAGCAGAUCCUGGACACAAUCAUGGUUAAAUAACCAUCUCAUAAAGAGCAGUCAGAAGGGGAUUUGGGAUUUGUUUUUUUCCCAAAUACGUCUAAUCACUGUUGGGAUACACAGCCUUGUCUGGUGCCGAGAGCUCGUACAGUAUGUGCAUACUGGAUACGAGUCCUGUAGUUAUCUGGGUCUCAUGCCUUGCAAAUGUUUGUAUUGUUAUUUAUUUAUUUAUUUAAAUAAAAAAAAAUUGUAUAUGCAGGGAAUGUAAUCUACCACAUUUAGUACAGAGCAUAAAGUACUGAAUGACACGACUAAUGAUGCUAAACUAGCUACUGUAUGUAUUCAGAAAGAAACAUCUGCUUCAGGUUUCAGUAUGUCAAGUUGGAAAACCCUAACAUGAUAGCACUAACUUGUAUUCAACUGAGAGACUUUUUGUAUUAUUUUAGCUUUGUAAGUUACUCUUAAGUUCGUUAAAGUAAGGCAAAGUGAGAUAUUUCACGGAGAAAACAUCAUGAAUGUAUUGUUUGUAAAGGAAAGAAUGCUAUAAUGUUAUUAUGUAAUGACUGUCUCUGGAAUCGCCAGUAUUUAUAUGCUGUACCUUAAUGCCAUUUAGGCCUUUCAAAUAAAAUGUGUUGCCUUGCG
This is a messenger RNA of Onychostoma macrolepis, 5000 nucleotides long. It is a transcript of the gene gtf2ird1, whose product is annotated as GTF2I repeat domain containing 1. Gene Ontology annotation, cellular component: nucleus. The transcript is spliced from 27 exons. Gene Ontology annotation, molecular function: DNA-binding transcription factor activity. The record is from RefSeq and is a predicted model, not a curated record. The coding region runs from base 462 to 3410 and encodes 982 amino acids. NCBI's taxonomy places the organism in Eukaryota, Metazoa, Chordata, Actinopteri, Cypriniformes, Cyprinidae.